This is a messenger RNA of Lolium rigidum, 1727 nucleotides long. Its product is annotated as translation initiation factor eIF-2B subunit gamma-like. Gene Ontology annotation, biological process: cytoplasmic translational initiation; biosynthetic process. Gene Ontology annotation, molecular function: translation initiation factor activity; guanyl-nucleotide exchange factor activity. Bases 108 to 1469 code for a protein of 453 amino acids. The record is from RefSeq and is a predicted model, not a curated record. Lineage: Eukaryota; Viridiplantae; Streptophyta; Magnoliopsida; Poales; Poaceae. Gene Ontology annotation, cellular component: guanyl-nucleotide exchange factor complex; eukaryotic translation initiation factor 2B complex. The transcript is spliced from 13 exons.
CGAAAACUCCCAUCUUGGCACUGAGUACUGACUGCCGCCGGAAGGAGACGAACCCAGAACCCUCCCCGGCGAACUCAUUCGCCGCCGCCACCGCCGCCGCCGGGGAUAUGGACUUCCAGGUUGUCGUCCUCGCCGGAGGCACUUCCGAGAAGCUCUCGCCCCUCGUCUCCAAGGACGUCCCCAAGGCCCUCCUCCCCGUAGCUAACCGCCCGGCGAUCUCCUACGUGCUCGAUCUCCUCGAGUCCAGCGACCUCAAGGACAUCAUCGUGGUCGUGGAGGGACAAGAGGCGGCUCGCCUCGUCGGAGCGUGGAUCUCUAGUGCAUACUUGGACCGCCUCCUCGUGGAGGUAGUUGCAGUUACUGAGGACAUUGGAACUGCUGGUGCAUUGCGAGCUAUUUCAAAGAGGCUGGUCGCGAAUGAUGUUUUGGUGAUUAGCGGUGACCUAGUAACCGAUGUGCUUCCUGGAGCUGUUGCUGCUACCCAUAGAAGAAAUGGUGCAGCUGUUACUGCUUUACUGUGUUAUGUUCCUGUUAGUGGUCCUUCAGAUGCUGCUUCUUCAGGAGGGAAAGAUAAGGCUAAAAAACCAUCGCGAUUGAACAUAGUGGGGCUUGACAUAACAAGGCAAUUCUUGUUGCAUAUUGUAUCAGGAACUGAUGUUGAAAAGGAUGUUCGAGUUUAUAAGAGAAAAAUACGAGCUGUAGGUCAGAUGGAAAUUCGAAGUGACCUGAUGGAUGCCCAUCUUUAUGCCUUCAAUAGGACAACAUUGCAGGAUGUACUGGAAAAGAAAGAAACAUACCGUAGCAUUAGACUUGAAGUCCUCCCAUACUUAGUGAGGAGCCAGUUGAGAUCAGCUCCAUCAGGAGGUGAAGGAACAAUAGUUGAUGAAACUGGGAAUGUUAUAGUUCCGCCCAACAGUAAUUUACAGUGCUUGUCACAACAUCGUGCAAUUGCACCAUCUGCUUUCAAGCAAGAUUUACUAUCAAGUUCAGGUGGUGAGACACAUAGGUGUUGUGUCUACAUUGCUGGUAAAAACAAGUACUGCCACCGUUUGAACUCCAUUCAGGCGUACUGUGAUAUUAACCGAGAUGUUAUAGGGGAAGCUAGUCAUCUCUCUGGUUAUUCCUUCUCUUCACAUAAUAACAUCAUCCACCCAUCCUGUGUGCUUGGAUCGAAGACUACAGUCGGGCCACAAUGCAUGCUUGCUGAGGGUUCACAGUUAGGUGACAAAUGUAGUGUCAAGCGAUCUGUGAUAGGCCGUCAUUGUCGACUCGGUUCGAAUGUGAAGAUUGUCAAUUCUGUUGUCAUGAACCAUGUGGUUAUUGAAGAUGGCUGUCACAUUCAAGGCUCUGUUGUAUGUAAUAAUGUGCAACUUCAAGAGCGUGCUGUUUUGAAAGAUUGCCAGGUUGGAGCUGGUUAUACUGUGACCACUGGUAGUGAUCACAAAGCAGAAUCUCUAGCAAGAAAGUAGAGGAGGGCGUUCUGAUAGUUUUGCGGUGGGCUUUUAGAAAUGUUUGUGCAUACCAGAUGCACCCCUAUGAGUAAAGAAAGGGGAUACAGUUCGGCUUUCAGAUUUUUUGCAAUUACUCGUUUGAGAUAUGAUAGCACAAUUUUGGUUCCGGUGUAACAUUCUGAAAAUUUUGCGUGCUCUGAAUUUGAACUGCAGUUAGUGAGACAGUUUCUUCGCGUGAAUCCUUUUCUCUUAGAUGGAUUCAUGGCGCGUUUUGAA